AAUCUAUAAGAAUCUCAGCCUAAAAAAAUAGAGAACCUCUAUGCACUGUGCCAUUGCUUUACUCUCAUAUUUGCAUAUAUAUGACACAUGAACUCCCCAAAAAAGCCACUCCUAAAUUUAGUACAUAAAGGAUAUCCCCCACUAGCCACUCCUCCAAAAACUUGUGCACCAAAAAUGAAGAAGCAAUCCUUACAAGAAUCCAUCAAUUUCCCGGGAAAACCAUCCCAAUUUGCGGCUGAAUGCUGGUUUGAUGAUGCAUGUAUCCUUGAUAUGGACUACUUUGUCAAAACCCUUUCAGGCAUUAAGGCCAAGGGUGUUCAUCCUGACCUAAUUGGUUCCAUAAUCACUCACUAUGCUUCCAAAUGGCUACCAGAUCUAUCCGGUGGUGACUUUAACGUCAAUGUGGCCGAGAAGAGCCUAACAAACGGUAAUGAAUCCCCAGAAAGCAUCACUGCUUCAUGGAUGAAGAAGAGGUUCUUUGUGGAAACCCUAGUGGGAGUUCUCCCUCCUGACAAGGAUUCCAUCCCAUGCAACUUCCUCCUACGCCUCCUUCGGACUGCCAACAUGGUUAAUGUUGAGCCUAGCUAUCGAAAUGAGCUUGAGAAACGCAUAUCAUGGCAACUUGACCAAGCUUCUUUGAAGGAGAUAAUGAUACCAUCGUUUAGUCACACUUGUGGGACUCUGCUAGAUGUUGAGCUUGUUAUUAGGUUGGUGAAGAGGUUUGUGAGUUUGGAUGAGGCUGCUAAAAGUGGUGCUGCAUUGAUUAAGGUGGCUAAGCUUGUGGAUUGUUAUCUUGCUGAGGCAGCUUUGGAUUCCAAUUUGAGCAUGUCGGAAUUUGUUGCACUUGCCGGAGCUCUCCCUAGCCAUGCUCGUGCCACAGAUGAUGGAUUAUACCGAGCCGUUGAUACUUAUCUCAAAGCACAUCCCAGCACAUCAAAGCAAGAAAGAAAGAAUCUCUGCAGACUAAUUGACAGUCGAAAACUCUCACCAGAGGCAUCUCUCCACGCAGCCCAAAACGAACGCUUGCCCGUCCGAGCUGUAAUCCAAGUGAUCUUCUCCGAGCAAAGCAAGCUUAGUCGCCCAAUGGAUUGGAGUGGCUCUUUCAGUGGCACUAGGAGUCCAAAUCCGGGGCUUGAAGCCCCGACUCGAUGUCAUUCCAAGCGUGAAAUGAUGUCUCAACAAAUGGAGAUACGGAAGUUGAAGGACGAUGUUCUUAGGCUUCAAUGCCAUUGCAACUCCAUGCAAGUACAAAUAGAGAGGCUUCUGGAAAAGAAGAAGGGAACUUUCAAGUGGAAGAUGUUUGGAAUGCCUUCAUUCAAGAGUGUGAGUGUGGUUGAGACAACUGAGGAGGGUCAUGAGGAGGAGGUUGGGUUUGGGAGGCAAACACCUAUGGAUAUGAAAACCAAGCUUGUGAAAAGGAGGAAUCAUUCCAAGUGGAGGAAAUCCAUGUCUUGAAAAUAAAGGAAGCUUGGGAGUUGACUAGUUUAAUUAUGUUGCAUGUUUAUUUUCUUACUUUUUGGCCAUAAUGAGACUGGAAAAUAAAAUUGCUCUUUGUAAUAUGAGAAGGUCUAGGUAAAAACUUUGUCUUAGAUGUGCUCGACGCUCAGUGUAAUACUCACCAUCGAUUACUUCAAUAAAUUAUGACAAAUGGUGUAGCCUUAGAAGAAUUAUUUUAAAAUUGAUCUAUGUAAUAUUUUGGAUGCUAUUAAAUAAAAAAACUAAUGCCAAGUCAAUGCUCA
Molecule: messenger RNA, 1739 nt
Organism: Quercus robur (English oak)
Lineage: Eukaryota; Viridiplantae; Streptophyta; Magnoliopsida; Fagales; Fagaceae
Product: coleoptile phototropism protein 1-like
Exons: 2
Coding region: 88-1455 (455 amino acids)
Source: RefSeq, a predicted model, not a curated record